Messenger RNA from Prinia subflava (tawny-flanked prinia), 2639 nucleotides. It is a transcript of the gene COP1, whose product is annotated as COP1 E3 ubiquitin ligase. The transcript is spliced from 20 exons. Gene Ontology annotation, molecular function: protein binding; ubiquitin protein ligase activity. The record is from RefSeq and is a predicted model, not a curated record. The coding region runs from base 209 to 2323 and encodes 704 amino acids. Lineage: Eukaryota; Metazoa; Chordata; Aves; Passeriformes; Cisticolidae. Gene Ontology annotation, biological process: proteasome-mediated ubiquitin-dependent protein catabolic process.
AAGCUUGAACAAGCGCCGCGCCGGGGCCGCCGUUUCGGGUUUUUUUUUUUUGCUUUUUUUCUUUUUUUUUUUUAUUGUGUGGGAAUUUUUCGGUUUUCUUCUUUCCGCCCCUCCUUCCCAGUUUUUUUUUCUUUGAAGGAACUUUAUUUUCCCCCGCGCGCACGGGGAUGCGCUGAGGCCGCUCCGCCCGGCCCGGCCCGGCCUCGGCAUGUCGGGCAGCCGCCCGCCGCACCCCGCCGUGCCGCCCGCCGCCACACCGGCCUCCUCCUCCUCCUCUUCCUCCUCAUCCUCCUCCUCUUCGGCGGCCAUGGCCCCCGGCUCGUCCUCCUCGGGCGGCGCAGCGGCGCGGCCCGUGAUGGUGGCGGCCGCCGUGUCGGGGUCGGGCCCGGGGCUGCCCCGGCUGGCGGCGGGGGCGGCGCGGCCCGGCGGCUCCUCCGCGGCGCCGGGGGGCGGCGGCAGGAAGAGGCCGCUGCUCACCCCGCUCUGCAACGGGCUCAUUAACUCCUACGAGGACAAGAGCAACGACUUCGUGUGCCCCAUCUGUUUUGAUAUGAUUGAAGAAGCCUACAUGACGAAAUGUGGACACAGCUUCUGCUAUAAAUGUAUUCACCAGAGCCUGGAGGACAAUAACAGAUGUCCCAAAUGCAACUACGUUGUGGACAACAUAGAUCAUCUUUAUCCCAACUUCUUAGUUAAUGAAUUAAUUCUUAAACAGAAGCAAAGAUCUGAGGAGAAGAGACUCAAACUGGACCAUUCAGUGAGUAGCACCAAUGGUCACAGGUGGCAGAUAAUUCAAGAUUUGUUGGGAACUGAUCAAGACAAUCUUGACUUAGCCAAUGUCAACCUGAUGCUGGAGCUGCUGGUGCAAAAAAAGAAGCAGUUGGAAGCAGAGUCCCAUGCUGCCCAAUUGCAGAUCCUGAUGGAAUUUCUUAAAGUUGCCAGGAGAAACAAGCGAGAGCAAUUGGAGCAGAUCCAGAAGGAGCUAAGUGUUCUGGAAGAAGAUAUUAAACGAGUAGAGGAGAUGAGUGGCCUGUACUCCCCGGUCAGUGAGGACAGCACAGUGCCACAGUUUGAGGCUCCCUCACCUUCACACAGUAGUAUUAUUGACUCCACCGAGUAUAGCCAGCCUCCAGGCUUCAGUGGCAGUUCUCAGACCAAGAAGCAGCCGUGGUAUAACAGCACGCUGGCCUCGCGACGCAAGCGCCUCACGGCCCAUUUUGAGGACCUGGAGCAGUGCUAUUUUUCCACCAGGAUGACUCGUGUCUCGGAUGACAGCAGAACCACCAGCCAGCUGGAUGAGUUCCAGGAGUGUCUGUCCAAGUUCACGCGCUACAACUCCGUGCGGCCGCUGGCGACGCUGUCCUACGCCAGCGACCUCUACAAUGGCUCCAGCAUAGUAUCCAGUAUUGAGUUUGACCGUGACUGUGACUACUUUGCCAUCGCUGGAGUGACAAAGAAGAUUAAAGUCUAUGAGUAUGGUACAGUCAUUCAGGAUGCAGUGGAUAUUCACUACCCUGAGAAUGAAAUGACCUGUAAUUCCAAAAUCAGCUGUAUCAGCUGGAGUAGUUACCACAAGAACCUGCUAGCCAGCAGUGACUAUGAGGGCACCGUCAUCCUUUGGGAUGGAUUCACGGGACAGAGAUCCAAGGUCUACCAGGAGCAUGAGAAAAGGUGCUGGAGUGUUGAUUUUAACUUGAUGGACCCUAAGCUAUUGGCUUCAGGCUCUGAUGAUGCCAAAGUGAAACUGUGGUCUACCAACUUGGACAACUCAGUUGCAAGCAUUGAGGCCAAGGCUAACGUGUGUUGUGUCAAAUUCAGCCCAUCUUCUAGGUAUCACCUAGCUUUUGGCUGUGCAGAUCACUGUGUUCACUACUACGACCUCCGCAACACUAAGCAGCCCAUCAUGGUGUUCAAGGGGCAUCGCAAGGCCGUCUCCUAUGCCAAAUUCGUCAGCGGCGAGGAAAUCGUCUCUGCGUCAACAGACAGCCAGCUGAAGCUGUGGAACGUAGGGAAGCCUCACUGCUUGCGCUCCUUCAAGGGUCACAUCAACGAGAAGAACUUCGUGGGGCUGGCGUCCAACGGGGACUACAUUGCCUGUGGAAGUGAAAAUAAUUCCCUUUACUUAUACUAUAAGGGCCUCUCAAAGACACUGCUGACGUUCAAAUUUGAUACAGUCAAAAGUGUCCUGGACAAGGACCGGAAAGAAGAUGACACAAAUGAGUUUGUGAGCGCUGUGUGCUGGAGGGCACUUCCAGAUGGGGAGUCCAACGUGCUUAUUGCUGCUAACAGUCAGGGUACAAUUAAGGUACUGGAGCUGGUAUGAAGGGUUUUCUCUCAAGGCAUGAGGUACUUGGUCCUGCUGAUAUGCUACAGUAUUCAUCUGGGAACCACAGUGGGACAAGAAACCAAAACCACCUUGAUGUUCCUCCCCAAAAUGAUCAUGUUUGGGUUUUUUUCCAUUUAUGGACUUUCUAGGACAUUCUGAGACACUGAUAACACCAGUGAACUGUCUGCCAUCAACAUUAACUCCACAGACUUUGCUGCUGCUGGUGGUGGUAUGGUUGUCUAAUUUUUAUGAUAGGAAAACAAAUUCUUUUAAAUAAAAACAAAAAGGAAUAAUAAAGUUUAUUGAGCCACAA